AAUUGAUUUACUUGGAGGCCAAUCUAUGUAAACGUUGCCCGGAAACGUUGAUAGGAAAACAUCAAUCUGCGUAGUGUCAUCAUGGAAGGCAAGGUUGCUUUGAUCACAGGUUCAAGCUCUGGAAUAGGAGCUGGUAUUGCACAACGUUUCGCUGAGCUCGGUUGCAGUCUUGCACUCACUGGAAGAGAUGCAGGGAAGCUGAAAGAUGUUGAGACAUCAUGCCGACAAUGUGGGCUCAGCGAAAAAAAGAUUUUACUUGUUCCAGGCGACUUGACCGAGGACGAAGAUAUAGACAGGAUAUUUUCAGAAACAAUAGGAAAGUUUGGACGUCUGGAUAUUCUUGUAAGGAUACAUAAUACUCUUAGCUGUGUCGUGAACAUGUCAAGUGUCGCUUCAAAAACAACAUGUGAUUACAAUCCGACCUAUUCAAUCUCCAAAGUAGCCCUUGAUCAAUUCACAAAAAGCCUUGCAGUGGAAUUAGGUCCCUUUGGAGUCAGAGUUAAUUCUCUCAAUCCGGGUGUGAUACUCACUCCUCUCUACAGACAUCUUGGUAAGACAGACGAACAACUAAUCACGUGGUCCAAAUCCAUGCUUCCUAUUGGUCGCCAUGGGACUGUGGAUGAGGUUGUCAAGGCAACCGAGUAUUUGAUAUCUGAUGAUGCACGAUGUGUGACUGGAAUGCUCCUUUCUAUUGAUGGAGGGAGAUUUCUGAUGUGAGCAUUCAUUGGGGGUACUGCGGACAAUGAUUCAUGAUGACAUUUAUUAUGAUUCAAGAGGUUCUUUUCAAUUAUUUGCAUUCG
Messenger RNA from Lytechinus pictus (painted urchin), 800 nucleotides. Its product is annotated as 3-oxoacyl-[acyl-carrier-protein] reductase FabG-like. The transcript is spliced from 7 exons. The coding region runs from base 82 to 717 and encodes 211 amino acids. The record is from RefSeq and is a predicted model, not a curated record. NCBI's taxonomy places the organism in Eukaryota, Metazoa, Echinodermata, Echinoidea, Temnopleuroida, Toxopneustidae. Gene Ontology annotation, molecular function: oxidoreductase activity.